UCGGUCUUUUAAUAUAUAGGGUACUCGUUGCGGCUCGAAAAUCCCCGUCGAAUGGGCCCUGAACGAACCCUCUAGGGUGCUCCGUUCGCGAGAUAUCGCGAAAAAACUGUUUGUCAAAGAAAAUUGCGAAUAUCUCGGAAACUAUGAGAGAUAGAGGGUUGUUUCUGGCAGCAUUCGACGCGGCUCGAAAAUGCGACAUUACGAUUGUACGUUAGCGGAGAAGGUGGAACUGAAAAGAGUUUCUUAAUUUAAACAAUUAAGUGUUGGAUAAAACAAUAUCUCAAUAAAGAUACCACUAUAGCGGCACCUACUGGCAUAGCAGCGUUUAAUAUAGACGGUUUGACAGUUCAUAGAUUGCUUCAAUUACCUGUUGAACAUGGUCAUAUUCCAAAGUAUAAACCAUUGUCUGAUCAUGUGUUAAAAGUUUUACGAGCAGAUCUCAAGGAUGUUGUUCUUUUUGUGAUUGAUGAAGUGUCAAUGAUAUUUAAUUUGACUUUAAUGUACAUACAUCUUCGAUUGUCUGAAAUAUUUAAUACUAACGAUUGUGAAGACGGUUGGUUCGGUCAAAAGCACAUUUUUGUAUUUGGUGAUCUGCUGCAAUUACCUCCUGUACAUGACGAUCCUGUUUUUGUACGAUUACCAAACGACAAAAUUGAUAAAUGUAUCGGUUCUUUAACUGCUGUUAAUUUGUGGACUACAUUAUUUGAUUAUGAUGAGUUGACGAUCAAUAUGUAUCAGCAAGGGGAUGACUCUUAUCGACAGUUGUUGUCAAGAAUUCGUAUUGGUUUAUUGACAAAGUCUGAUUGCGAGAUUCUUGAAAAUAGACAAAUAUCGUUUAAAGGUGAUUCUUUUGAAUCUAGAUUAAACGAAAUAUGUAAUUUUAUUAAUGAUUUUCCGUUGGACAUUGUUUGUUUAUUGCCUACACGUCAUAUGUGUGAUGUUCUUAAUGCUGCAAUGUUAAACCGCAUUGCUUCGAAAGAGAUAUUAUUAAUUGCCAAAGACACGAUUGACUGUAUACCAUAUGUGAGAAAGAAAGUAUCAAAAGUAUUAUCGAAUAAUGAUGAUGAUAAUUCUAAAACUGCUGGACUUUCAAAAGAAAUUGCAAUUAAGAUUGGAGCAAAAGUUAUGAUAAGGCGUAAUAUUGAUGCUACUUUAGGUCUUGUGAAUGGUACAAUAGCUAAGGUAAUAUCAGUUGUACAAGAUACGUCUACCGAUGAUGUAGAAAAAAUAAAGCUUCUUUUACCAUCAGGAUUAGAAUAUUUAAUUGAAAGAGUGAGCGUUAAAUUUGAAGUGGUGGAUAGAGUGUUUGUUACUAGAAAACAAUUUCCAUUGUGUCUGAGUUAUGGAAUCACCAUUCAUAAAAGUCAAGGAUUGAGCCUACAAAGUGCUAUUAUGGACAUAGACAACUCUAUAUUUAAUUGCGGUCAAGUUUAUGUUGCAUUAUCACGAGUAACGUCUCUAAAAGGGUUGCAUUUAAUUAACUAUGAUCCUUCGUCAGUAAUAGCUGACGAAAAAGCUAUUAGAGAAUAUAAUCGACCAAGAAAUCAGUAUAAACCAGAAACAGAAAUAAUUACUGUUGGAAAAGAACGCUAUCGCAAAGUGAAAGAUGUUCCAUGGGCAUUGUCAAAAGUAAGUACUUCAAUUCAAGAGAAUUAUCAAAAUCAAAAAUUACGGCAAAAUGUUGUUUGGGUUUUACAUGGUUUUCAAAAUACAGACAAUGUUUCAUGUUAUGCUGCAAAUGCAGCAUUACAAUGUCUAAUUUAAAUCCCAUUUAAGUCCCAUUAGAAAACAAUUGUUUAAUUGUAAUAAAUCAGAUGUUUUAAAAAUGUUAAUGCAUAGAUAUGAAAAUGGAAUGUGCAAUUUGAAUACAUAUGCAGUACGGCAAUAUUUAGGAGAACCGUUUCAAUAAAUGUAAAACGUGAUGUAUUCGAGUUUCUUACAAUCCUGUUCACUAAAUAUGAUUGCAUAAGACAACUGGUAGAGCAUCAAGUAACUUCUACUAGUCGAUGUAAAUCUUGUGAUUAUACAAAGGAAUUUACUUGUAAGGAUGUAGUUAUUUCAAUACCUAUUAACAAUUUGGGGAAAAAAAGCUAUACUCUUAAUGAUUUAUUAAAUGUUACAUUUUCACGUUGGUGUGAAUCAGAUGGGUCAUGUGAACAGUGUACAGGAAAUGCUAUUUUGUUUAAGAACGAAUUAACAGUAACGAAAGAUAUAGUUAUUAUUCGUUUAGUAUUAUUUUCAUCUCAAGAUGAUAAAAUUGUGAAAGCAAUACGUAAAUUUAAUAUAUGUACUAUUCCUACAACUAAAGUUUUAAUAGCUAGACAAACGUAUAAGUUUAUGAAUGCUAUAUUUCAUAGUGGUUUAUGUACUGAGGAUGGUCAUUACACGAGUAUAUGUAGAGAAGGAAUGUCUAAUAAUUGGACUGAAGCUGAUGAUGCACAAAUUAAAAAAAGACAAUGGCCUAGAGGUGCUAAAGAUAUUUAUAUAUUAUUCUUACAAAAACUUGAUAGUAC
Molecule: messenger RNA, 2513 nt
Organism: Ooceraea biroi (clonal raider ant)
Lineage: Eukaryota; Metazoa; Arthropoda; Insecta; Hymenoptera; Formicidae
Product: ATP-dependent DNA helicase PIF1-like
Source: RefSeq, a predicted model, not a curated record